AUGACGGCUCGACCAUCGGUAAACGACAUCGAAAUCUUACGCUAUGAAGAUCGCUACCGGGAACCAUCGAUGGAGGUGCUUAGGAAGUCGUUUUUUGUCAACGAAAACGUGUGCAUCGGAGCGGAAGUGAACCGCUCGCCACAAGCACAAAAAGAUCUAGAACAGCUCUGUCUGGAUGUGGCCAUCGGUGGAGUGUCAUUGAUCGCCCGGCACAAACCCACCGGCACGAUCGUGGGUGUUUCCUUCAAUGUGCUGCAGACCCCGAGCGGACCGGAUGAUUCCAACUACUUCGAGCAAUUCCGUGACACCAAGUGCACGGUCGACAGCUCACGGGCACUGAUGCAGUACAUGAUCACCAUGGACGCUAAGGUGAACCUGUUUGAGCGCUUCAACGUUACUUGCCUGCUGGAGAUUAUGUUCCUGGCCACGUUACCCGCUUUCACAGGGUGCGGUAUUGCCACGCAACUUGUCGAGCAGUCGGUCCGGUUGGCGAAGCAGCUGAAGAGCGGAGAUGCCGUCCCGUUGGUUGAGGCGGGCGCAGUGGUUACUUCCAAUCGUCCUCAGCUCGUGUCGGCCUUGUGGACGUCUAGAAUCUCGCAAAGAGUAGGAGAGAAGGCGGGUUUUACGGUGAUCAAUACGGUUCCGUAUACGGAGUUUGUGUUCGAAGGAAAACCGUUUACCGAACGAAUUGGCCCGGAGCAUCCAUUUUCAACGCUCGUUGUGAAACAUAUUUAAAUUGGAAAGUGUAGC
Anopheles coustani is the source of this 750-nucleotide messenger RNA. RefSeq lists its product as uncharacterized. Bases 1 to 735 code for a protein of 244 amino acids. The transcript is spliced from 2 exons. Gene Ontology annotation, molecular function: N-acetyltransferase activity. Lineage: Eukaryota; Metazoa; Arthropoda; Insecta; Diptera; Culicidae. The record is from RefSeq and is a predicted model, not a curated record.